Molecule: messenger RNA, 453 nt
Organism: Adineta ricciae
Lineage: Eukaryota; Metazoa; Rotifera; Eurotatoria; Adinetida; Adinetidae
Source: the annotation of a GenBank genome assembly
AUGUUAUCCAUACACAGUGGACUACUUGCUUCGACACUCGAGUGUUAUUACAAUGCAUCAUGUCUUCAAUUGUUUGUUCCAAAUAGUUUCAUAUUUCAACCAUCGAAAACGACUUUACCCAGCAGAUUUACCCCACAAGGUACUAUUGCUAAUGUAGCCAAUCAGUCGUUGACAGAAAUACUCUCUUAUAACUUCUCUCAUGCAGAGUAUUACAUGCAAUGUGCUCCUAGAGUAUGCGUGUGUUCUUAUGAAUAUCGUAGCUCAGCACUGACUAUUGUCACAACGAUCAUUGGUGUCCUCAGUGGUCUGAACAGAGCACUUCACCUUUUUAUUCCAAUUUUUGUCAAACAGUUAAUGAAAUUCUGGAACAAAUUUCACUCGAAACCUUGUAUCGUAUUGACCGCAACAACAUCCGUAAUUCCCUCAUGUGAGCUGCUGAAAGCAACUCAUUGA